UCCAAUGUGAGCGUCAAAUGUGUGCCAGGAGAACAUUUUCCACGCAGUCACACUGUCGCCAGCUUGUAUGCUUGGCACCGGUCAGGAUGGCUCCAUGGACACAGGUUGCUUGCGCCAACUUAAAAUAAAAGGAACCUGAUAUAUAUCUAAUCAAGCUUUUUACUAUCUUCAGAGGUCUGGUUUUUAGGUCUCUAGAAAGUUAUUGUGUUUUGUGAACAAGCGGGCCAUGUGAUAUGGACUUCUAUUGCACAGCCUGUUCUAUGGCGUUCUGCACAACGGCAAAAAACGUGGAUAUAAUUUGACAAGUUGUGGGUCUUCUGUUCUGUUUUCAUCCACAGGAUUAUCAAUCGCUGCUAUGGCGAUAAUUUCCACCCUCGCUGUGGUUCUCUCUCUGCUUAUCUGCAUCGGAGGCUCAUCCCCCACAGAAUCUCAUCCCCCUCCCAAAGGGUGUGGCUCAGGUGUCCAUCCAUCUUACCGGCUCCUGUGUGACCUCGAGUCUGUGUGGGGGGUUAUUUUAGAGGCCGUGGCAUGUGGUGGUGCCAUUUCAGCUCUCGUACUUUUUGCUAUUCUGCUAUCAAAGCUGAAAAUGGUAACUGAGCCAGAGCGGCGCAGCGGUGUCGGACCUCUCCUGCUGCUGCUGCUGAGUACAGUUGGCCUGUUCUGCCUGUCUCUGGCUUUCAUGGUGGGACAUGGCGAGACGGUGUGCGUGUUGCGCCGCGGGCUGUGGAGCUCACUUUUCGCUUUGUGUUUUUCGUGCCUGUUGGUGCAGGCAGUGCGGCUACGGAAGCUUGCAACAGGGAAACGCAGCCCAUCAGGCGGCUCACUCUCGGCGCUAGCAUUCGGUCUUGCACUCGUCCAGGGAGUCAUCAGUGGAGAGUGGCUGUUACUGACGGUGGCGCGUGAGGGCCGCAGCGCCUGCGAUUACCCACCGCUGGACUUUGCACUAAUCUGCGGCUACGCAUUAGGACUGCUGCUCACAUCGACAACAGUCUCGCUUGGAGUCCUUUUGUGUGGCGCAAGGCACGUAGAUGACGCAGCCAGGAAGAAGAGACGCAGAUGGAGUUGCAAUGGGGUCUGGCUUUUCCUCUCCUGCCUCGUCUCCCUCCUCGUUUGGGCUGCAUGGCUCGGGUUUUACCUCUACGGUAAAGCUCCUGGAAAAAACACCACGACCAGCGAAACAGACGGCGAAGAGCCCGCUCUGGCCAUAGCCUUAGUGAUGGAGGGGUGGGCACUGCUGCUUUUCCAUGCCAUCCCAGAAGCCCACCUGUGUCUGCGAAUGACCAAUCAGAGGGGCGACGAAGGGAGCCAGGAUUACUAUGACGCACGGCAACCACAGUCUUCACAUGGUUACCGUGAUGACGAUGAGCUGCCAGCCAAUCACAGAGGAGCAUACACAGACAGACAGACAUUUUCCAUAGAGGAGCACAGCGCAGGCAUGCAGGGCGGAGGUUACCACCCUUCGGUAAUACGACCCACACCUCAAUUCCGAAGCCACGUGUACCAGCCCACUGAGAUGGCCCUGCUCAUGAACGGAGGAACGAUUCCCACGGCUCCCCCGAACUACACAGGAAGGCAUCUGUGGUGAAUGGCGUAAGCCCCCGGAUGAGACCUGCUCUGUGUGAUGCCACAGGGACGGAGUGGAGAGGCUAAACUGAUAGUUUUACUUAAGCUGUGCUUUCAUAUGAUAUUGUAAUAACGUAAUAAUCUCUCAAAGUUAACCUGAAGCUGAGCGAUGGUUCCCGUGUGGACUGCGCAGUCGUGUUGCACUCAUGGUGACAAAUACAGCUGCUUUCACACCAGGCAUUUUUUUUCCCUCACUAAUGCAAUUUACGUGAUAUACCACUAUUAGUGUACAUCCCAACACUUGCACCAGUAGUACUAGUAAGAGCAAAGUAACCAGUAUGGUUCUAUCAAUAAGAUUUUUUUUUUCAACAUUUAGUUCUACAAAGAUGAAGCAUCUUGUGUGAGAUGUGGUCAUAAAAAAAUGAUGGUGGGAAUUAAAAAGGUAUUAAGUUAUGAUUAUUGAGCUCUUUUAGCUGUUACAAUACUGUGCAAAAGUCUUGUGCAUAAGACUUCAAUUAUUGCUUUAAUUUUAAAAUUUUAAUAUUUAUUCUUCUACCACAAAAUUAAAAGUUGAAGAAAAAAAAUAUUUGUAGCCAGAAAUGAAAGCAGAAUAUUAUGUAAGCAACUACUUUCCAGACAAAAAAAAACUAAAUGUAAGUUGUCGGAUUCUGGAUGCAAAAAAGAAGCAGGUGCGACAAAACUUUAAGACUAAAGGGUCCUUAAAAAAGCAUUGCCAAAUACUGACUUUGUUUUCUUAAUUUCUUAUUUCCUAUUACUGUUUACUGGGAUUUAAUGUUUUUGUUUUUUUAAGAAUUUUUUUUUCUACAGCAUUUCUUCCCAUAUGUCUAAGAUCUAAGACUUUUGCACAGUACUGUAUAUAACUAGCCAGGUGAAUUAAACGAGUUUAAUCCGAAUACACAUGAAUAGAAGCUCUGCCUCUAAUAAACAUCCAAAAUAAAUGUGAUUUUUUAUUUCUGAAACUUUCCAAACUUGCGCAUGUCCAUUAAAAAAAAAAAAAUUGUGGAAAAAAGAAAUGUGUGGAAUACAGAAGAAUAUAUGGAAUACAUACAGAAAUACAGCAAUAAGAUAAAAUAAGAUAAAAUAAAAAUGGACGGAGUUCUCUCGUCCAUCUACCUCCGCUAGCUUUUCGACGCAAUCCUAGUGGACUCGGUGUAAAUCGAGAAAAACUAACAUGAAACAAAUGCGGCAGCGUGGAUUAAAUACGGAUUUACAGACAUGAAGCAUAUCAAGGAGGAGAAAAAUUUAUUCUGAUCGUAAAUUUAUUCUGAGGGAGUCUGUGAACAGAUUGCUAGCUAUUAGUGAUUCAUCAGAAACCUGGUGGAUUCUCAUAGUUAAUGUGAAUUACUAGGUACUCGCUAGCUAUUAGUGGAUCAGAGAACCCAGUUAAUAUCCCAGGAGAAGUCAUUUAUUAAGAAAACAGAGGGUUACGUCAUAUUUGCGUGGUUUUUUUGGAUCAUUAAUAUUCUAUAUUGUUCUCACUUUAAGAGUUUGAUCUUAAGUAGGACAAGAAUAUUAAUGUGGAAAUAUUAUCCACGAAGAGUACUGCAUAAAAGUCUUUUAUAUACACACAUUUUAUCUUGGAGGUCAGUUUUAAAAAAAAAUAGGCACUUUUAGAUGUACAAAUGUUUUUGCCCCAAAAUAAUGUAAUAAUAAAUAAAUAAAUAAAUAAAUAAAUAAGGGGAUUUGUGUCUCAGUAAAAAAAGUGAUGUUACAUAAGUAGAACUCUUUUCAGUAAAAAAAAAAAAAGCAAUCUGCAAAGACCGAAGUGAAAAUGGCAGUCACACGUUAGACCUGAGACUGUUCUGCUUAUUAUUAUCUUAUAAUAAAAGGCAUUUUUAUUAUAUUUCUUUUGAUAGUCGCACAGCGCUGCAAGUGUAAAAUACUCACAAUCAUCUUCAUCUAAUAGAUUUUAUUAAUAACAAUAAUAACAACAACAACAAUAAUAACAACAAUAAUAAUAAUAAUAAUUUCUAAGCACCUUAAGGAAAAUUUUACCAUUUAGGUUAGCAUUAUAAAUGCGAUGAAAUCAUUGUUUUUUGUAUAUGUUGUUUAUCCUUCUGUUAUCCUUGUUCUGUUUUUCGGCUAUUAGUAACCUGUCCUCUUUAUGUAAAUUGCUAUGUGUGUGGGACAUCUGGGUGGGAUGCAGGACUGAAGCAGUGUGUUGUUUAACACGGCAAAUCCUGUAAUCAUUAGCAGUGGGUCAGAGAUGAGACGGAAAGCAUGACACAGGGAGAAUUAAAAAGCAGAACAGGAAAAACACGGAAAUUAAUCAUUACAAAUGGGACUAGAAUUUCUUGUAAAGGAAAUAUAGAGACUGGUGAUGGAAAACGCCAACUUUUCUUUUUACAAUUAAGAUUCUAUUAUUUGCCACAUGUACCUUACAGAACAGUGUUUUAUUGUUUGGCAUUUCCCAGUUAGUAAGCUGUGGUCAGAGUGCAGGGUCAGCCAGGAUACGGCGCCCCCUGGAGCAGACAUUGUUACAGCCUUGCUCAAGGGUUCAGUAAUGUCCUUCGGAUCAGUAACUCAGAGCCUUAACUGUUUGAGCCCCCAGAACAACUUACGCAUCUAACAUCCUAGCAGAGGAUGGUUUGGAUCCAUCUACCUCUGGGUUAUGGGCCCAGCACGCUCUCACUGAGCCACUCUGCUAACCACACCCACCCCAGAUAGGACUCAAACCCACAAUCCCUGGCUUAGGAGGCCAGUGCCUUAUCCAUUAGGCCACCGGGGCUUAAACAAAAGGCUGUGCCUACCGAAUUUUAUGCUUUUACUGUCAUUGUUGGUUUCGUACAAUAGGCUCAUUGUUCAGAUUGUCCAGCACCAGUGACGCCACCAUAUUUACAUCAUGCCUAGACUCUUCACAAAAUGCAUACUGUUCCCAGAGCUGUGACUUCUCCAUAAACACGCCACUCACUAGAAAGGUAUCUUUUGUCACGUGGCUAAGCCGAUUGAUUCGGUUAAUUAAUUAAUUAUUUAAUUAGUUGAAUGGCAGCACUGUGACCCUGUUUUCGAGCGAGACCUCAGUUUGCUGUCCCUGUGUCCGGAGUUCCACAUGUUCUUUAUGUGUCAUUGUGGGAUAAAGCGCUUACCUGACAUCAGGGUGUGACUGUGAAAAAAAAAAACGCUGAGUGUGAAAGCAGCUCGUAUCCUCGACGUAAUGGUACUGUAUUAAUAUAAACUAGCCAGUUUUGCCUGUUCUGUUUAAUACAAAGCACUAUUUGGGAUACGUUUACCAAUAACACAUCAGUCAAUAUAGUGUUACUGAUAUAAACUAUCAUUUUUAUGGAGAGACAGAAGGUAUUUCUUUUUUUUAUAUUUUCUAACAGCUCAUUUGAUUAAUUGCUAAACUUGUAAAGAAAUCUGCUUAGUUACUAACGAAGGGAUGAAGACAAUCAGACAAACAUUUCUUGGUUUAACCACAACUUCACUUCGCCAUUCUGUUUUUUUGUUUGUUCGUUUGCUUGUUUUUUUUUUUUUUUUGCCUUUUCAUCUUAACACAGACUAUUGUAAAAGUAAAAACUUUUGUAAAACUAAAAGGCCGUAGUUUUGAUAAGAAAGGCUGAUGCGAGAGUCUUUGUGUUGAUUUUCUUUCGUUUUGCUAUUCAGGGAUGUGUUUCUGUGCACUUUACGACAUGAUGCUGUACUAAUGCAUAUUCUCAUUCAUUUCCAACCUUGGUGUUGAAUAGUUCUCUCUCUCUCUCUCUCUCUCUCUCUCUCUCUCUCUCUCUCUUCUCUUCAAAGUGAAUUUUCUAACUUGUUAAAAAAUUGUUUGGAAAAGCGGUUUUGUAACUAUUUUGUGAGCAGUGUGUUGCGAUUUAGGCUUAUUUUAUAGUAAGAGUAACUGAAUAUGAGUAGCACUUUAAAUAGAUGAAGGAUUGUAACGUUGUCCGUGCUUUCGUUAACACUUUUGUUUAAUGCCGGUGUUAGUGGUGUAAUUUUUUGCACGCUUUGGUAUAAAAGCUUCUUAUGAAUUGUCCUGGACCAUGGAGCGUGUUGAAUUAGUCUGCCAAGGGAUAACAAGAUCAUCCCCACUUUCACCUCUUCCUCGUCUCCUUCCCCUUCUCACAUCACAGUACAGUACUCCCAUUGGGUUGAUACAUGGUGCAGACUUGGAUGAUCCGCUUGGACUUUGGACGGUUCCAUUUCAUAUCACGAUGGGGGUGGAGAGUGCGGCGGUCUGGAUUUUGCGAGGCGGACUGAAAUAAUCGUUGCACAUGUUUAUGUUCAUACAGUACAGUCGUGCUAAUUACAUUGUGCAGUUUAUUUGAUUUCUGUGUCUCCUCUUUGACAAUAAAGCUAACCAUGGCACACAAA
Messenger RNA from Clarias gariepinus (North African catfish), 5895 nucleotides. RefSeq names its product G protein-coupled receptor, class C, group 5, member Bb (gene gprc5bb). Gene Ontology annotation, cellular component: intracellular membrane-bounded organelle; plasma membrane; extracellular exosome. Bases 356 to 1585 code for a protein of 409 amino acids. The transcript is spliced from 4 exons. Gene Ontology annotation, biological process: G protein-coupled receptor signaling pathway. Gene Ontology annotation, molecular function: protein kinase activator activity; G protein-coupled receptor activity; protein kinase binding. NCBI's taxonomy places the organism in Eukaryota, Metazoa, Chordata, Actinopteri, Siluriformes, Clariidae. The record is from RefSeq and is a predicted model, not a curated record.